AUGGAAUUCAAAGGAGUUCAAGAAAAAAUCAGAGCAAAAAAAAAAAAAAGGCGUAAAGGUGUAGUGGGUGGAAAAGCCCCACCUACUCAUAAUGGAGGAUUUGCUUCUCAUAAGCAAAUUGAUGUUGAUAUGGAUUUUAUUGAGUCUAGACGCGCGGAUUUGGAACUAUUAGGAGAGGAAAUUGAUGAAAAUGAGUUGUUUUAUACAGUUAUUGGAGGACAUGACCGUAAAAGAAAAUUUUAUGGGCUUGACUCAUAUGGAAGAUCCAUUUUUCCUAUAGAUUCUUCUAAAACAUGCACUUCACCGCAUACAAAUUCUGAAAAACAUCAUCUCGAGACCAAGAUCCAAAAGCUAGAGGAAACUAUAGUGCAACAAAUAAUUGGCUUGGAUGAAGUGAGAAACACGAUCAAUGAUAUGAUAAACGUGAAUAACUAG
Molecule: messenger RNA, 435 nt
Organism: Lactuca saligna
Lineage: Eukaryota; Viridiplantae; Streptophyta; Magnoliopsida; Asterales; Asteraceae
Source: the annotation of a GenBank genome assembly